Messenger RNA from Stegastes partitus (bicolor damselfish), 1584 nucleotides. Its product is annotated as casein kinase II subunit alpha'-like. Gene Ontology annotation, cellular component: nucleus; cytosol; protein kinase CK2 complex. The record is from RefSeq and is a predicted model, not a curated record. Gene Ontology annotation, biological process: peptidyl-serine phosphorylation; peptidyl-threonine phosphorylation; regulation of chromosome separation. Gene Ontology annotation, molecular function: protein serine/threonine kinase activity; ATP binding. Lineage: Eukaryota; Metazoa; Chordata; Actinopteri; Pomacentridae. The transcript has 12 exons. Bases 93 to 1094 code for a protein of 333 amino acids.
UUCUGCAGAGUCGGUGCGCCGCCUUCCAGUAUCGAGCCAACAAGUAUUCAGCGGGAGGUGAAGGUCCUCGACACGGAGCCUCAAAGCUAGCGAUGCCCGGAUCCACGCCGGCCAGCAGCAAGGCUCGGGUGUACACCGACGUCAACACACAGAAGAACAGAGAGUACUGGGACUAUGAUGCACAUGUGCCAAACUGGAGGUACGUUUCAUUGUUUGAGGCCAUAAAUGUGACCAACAAUGAGAAAGUGGUGGUGAAAAUCCUCAAGCCCGUCAAGAAGAAGAAGAUCAAACGGGAAAUCAAAAUUCUUGAAAACCUGCGAGGAGGAACCAACAUCAUCCGCCUGGUGGACACGGUCAAAGACCCGGUGUCCAGAACACCAGCGCUUGUCUUUGAGUGCAUCAAUAACACAGAUUUUAAGGAGCUUUACCAGAAGCUGACAGACUAUGAUAUUCGUUACUACAUGUAUGAGCUUCUUAAGGCUCUGGACUACUGUCACAGUAUGGGCAUCAUGCACAGGGACGUGAAGCCCCACAACGUGAUGAUCGACCACCAGUUGAGGAAGCUGCGUCUUAUAGAUUGGGGUUUGGCUGAAUUCUACCAUCCCGCUCAGGAAUACAACGUCAGGGUGGCCUCUCGCUAUUUCAAAGGCCCCGAGCUGCUAGUGGACUAUCAGAUGUAUGACUAUAGUUUGGACAUGUGGAGUCUGGGCUGCAUGUUAGCCAGCAUGAUCUUUCUGAAGGAACCGUUUUUUCACGGCCAGGACAACUACGACCAGUUGGUCCGUAUUGCAAAGGUCCUCGGCACCGAUGAGCUCUUUGGUUACCUGCACAAAUAUCACAUAGAACUGGACACUCGCUUCAAAGACCUGCUGGGACAGCAAACGCGGAAGCGCUGGGAGCAGUUCAUCCAGUCGGAGAACCAGCACCUGGUGAGUCCGGAGGCUCUGGACCUGCUGGACAAGCUGCUGCGCUACGACCACCAGCAGAGACUGACGGCCGCCGAGGCCAUGCAGCACCCAUACUUCUAUCCUGUGGUGAAGGAAAACGCCAAUACAGACGGCACAAAGGCAAUAAGCAGCUCCAAUGCAACAUGAUAACCAGAGAGCAGGAAGAAUCUUUGUUACCUCAACUUGUGACCUUUUCGUGGCAGAAACCUCUGCCUCCACAUCAACAGCCAUACUGGAGCAAGAUGUCAAUUUUGCAGCACACACAAACAUGCACGGAUUAAACUUCUCCCAACAAAGCCUGAGGAAUCUGCGCUGCUUGGUCUGAGUCACAAAUAAAUCCGAUCUGAAACCAGAUCCGAGCCCCUCCCCUCCUCCUCCUCCUCCUCUUCCUCUUCCUCUUCCUCCUCCCCUUCCUCUUCCUCCCAAAAACCCUCCACCUGUUUUCAAAACCAGUAAAGUGACAGUUGUUGGAUCGGCAUCCAGCCGGUGUCGUUGCUGUAAAGACGUUUGUCCGUCAUUGACGCUGUGGCGACCUGAGAUCAGUUCCAGGUUUUAGCACUGAGUGGCGUGGAGGCUCUUUUCUGCUAUGGAUAGAACAAAAGCUAUAUUGAAAGAGAAUAAACCAUUUUUAUUUAAA